GGUUGGGUUGAUUUGUUUCCCCUUCCACUCUUUCUUGUUUCUUCUUCAUUUCCUCUUUUUUUUUUUUUCCUUCUUCUCCAUUUCUCAAACCCUUCGCAAGAGAGCUACAUAGGGAAAAAAUUGAGCUUUUUUUUGGGGUUUAAUCUCUCAAGAAGAAUCAAAAGAAGGAAGAUCAGAUUUGAAUUUUCUUGGGUCUUAAGGGCCUUAAAGAAUCUUAGAGAUUUUGGGGGGAGGUGAAGGAGGAGGCAUGGAGGAAACAAUGGCGGCUAGGUAUUGGUGUCACAUGUGUUCACAAAUGGUGAACCCGAUAAUGGAAUCUGAGAUCAAAUGUCCCUUUUGCCAAAGCGGGUUCGUGGAAGAAAUGAGCGGUAAUGGUGUUGGUGGAGGAAGCAUAAGAGACGUUCAAGACCCAGAAACUGAUUUCGGAACAGAACAUGCAAUGUCUUUAUGGGCUCCAAUCUUGCUUGGAAUGAUGAGCAGCACUCGGAGACGAAGAAGGUUUAGGAGAGCAGAGCUUGGUGAAGAGAAUGAUGAUGAUGAUGGUGAUGAAUCAACUAAUGCUGAUGGAAAUGAUGGUAGCAACAUCAAUGUGUAUCGUCAUCACCGAGCUAGACGACACGGUGGUGAGAUUGAUUUGGACAGAGAGUUUGAAUCCAUGUUGAGGAGAAGACGAAGAAGCUCGGGGAAUAUAGCGCAGUUACUUCAAGGGAUUCGUGCAGGGAUUGCUUCUGAGUAUGAAAGCUCUGAUAAUAACAAUGGAGAGAGGGAUAGUAACAGCAAUAGAGUUAUAAUGAUCAAUCCGUUUAACCAAUCUCUCGUUGUUCAGGGAUCUUCGAAUCAGACUCAUAACCAUUCUGCAUUGACUUCACUUGGAGAUUACUUCAUUGGUCCAGGUUUAGAUCUUUUGCUUCAGCAUUUGGCUGAGAAUGAUCCUAACAGGCAAGGGACUCCACCUGCUCGCAAAGAAGCCGUUGAAGCUUUACCAACGGUCAAGAUCAUGGAACCGUUGCAAUGUUCGGUUUGUUUGGAUGAUUUUGAGAAAGGAACUGAAGCUAAAGAGAUGCCUUGUAAGCACAAGUUUCAUGUCCCCUGUAUUGUCCCCUGGCUUGAGCUUCAUAGCUCGUGUCCUGUGUGUCGUUUCGAGCUUCCUUCUGCGAAUGAUGAUGAUGAUGAGGUUAAGGUUGAAUCUGAUAGACCAGCGAGAACAAGAGCUCUUCCGGAAAGCAAUAGCAGAAGCGUUGCUGAGAAUGUGGGAAAUGCGGAGAGAGGAAGAGAGGAUGAUGCGAGGAGCGGGAAUGGAAGAAGGUUUUCGUUUCCAUGGCCAUUCAGUGGAUUAUUCUCUUCUUCUUCUUCGUCUUCUUCGUCCUCUGGUUCUUCUCGCUGAUAAAAGAAUCAGAGAACAAAACAUCCAAAAACCAAAAAUCUUGUUCUUGUUCAUGUUCUUUGUUUUGUUAAUCUCUCGAUUUUUUUUUCUCAUUUUCUAGCAUCUGAAUUUGUUUUGUUCUCUGCAUUUCAUUCUCAGCUUUUAUGUACAUAAUAAUGAUGUUCUUUCACUAAGAUUGUUGAAAAAAAAAAAAUCCAUGGAGCCUGGAGGUAUUA
Molecule: messenger RNA, 1599 nt
Organism: Eutrema salsugineum
Lineage: Eukaryota; Viridiplantae; Streptophyta; Magnoliopsida; Brassicales; Brassicaceae
Product: E3 ubiquitin-protein ligase SIRP1
Exons: 2
Coding region: 248-1384 (378 amino acids)
Biological process (GO): protein ubiquitination
Cellular component (GO): cytoplasm
Molecular function (GO): ubiquitin protein ligase activity
Source: RefSeq, a predicted model, not a curated record